Molecule: messenger RNA, 474 nt
Organism: Candida dubliniensis CD36
Lineage: Eukaryota; Fungi; Ascomycota; Pichiomycetes; Serinales; Debaryomycetaceae
Exons: 1
Coding region: 1-474 (157 amino acids)
Biological process (GO): endosome organization
Cellular component (GO): BLOC-1 complex
Source: RefSeq, a predicted model, not a curated record
AUGUCAGUAGAUGAAGAUAGAAGUAGUCGAUACGAUCAGAUGACAUCACAGAAUAAUACUAAAAGUAAAGAUGGUUGUAAUGAUUUACUACCACCAUCUGAACAAAUCUCCAUACCAUCUCCAGAAAACGAUAAUACCCCACCAUCACCGGCACCGUCGAAUGAUGAUCCAGAUCCAUUGGAAUUGAAGAAACUUUCACUAAAUUAUGAUUAUCUAAUGUACAAAAUUAGGGACUAUAUAAAUACACUAACGGAACAAACGUACCAAUCGAUACUAUCCAAACAGUACCAGAUUAAUCAGGAAUACUUACACGAUCAAUUGAAUUUAUUUGAUAAUUAUGAAAGCAUUGAUGAAAUGUUGAAAACUAUCAGUCAAUUGGAAAUGGAGUUUUUAAAGUUGGAUCAAUUGGAAGUAUUUAUUCAAGAUUUUAAACAGAGAUUAAUCGUUUUGGAACAUGAAUUCGACAAACUAUGA